Dermacentor silvarum is the source of this 967-nucleotide messenger RNA. RefSeq names its product cytochrome P450 2J6-like. Gene Ontology annotation, molecular function: iron ion binding; heme binding; oxidoreductase activity, acting on paired donors, with incorporation or reduction of molecular oxygen, reduced flavin or flavoprotein as one donor, and incorporation of one atom of oxygen. The record is from RefSeq and is a predicted model, not a curated record. Gene Ontology annotation, cellular component: intracellular membrane-bounded organelle; cytoplasm. Gene Ontology annotation, biological process: xenobiotic metabolic process. The transcript has 6 exons. The coding region runs from base 56 to 967 and encodes 303 amino acids. NCBI's taxonomy places the organism in Eukaryota, Metazoa, Arthropoda, Arachnida, Ixodida, Ixodidae.
UUUUUUCCAGGAGCUACUCUACUCUCCUCGGCAAGUCUAUGAAGAAGGAGCAGAUAUGUUAUACACCUUCUGCAACUGCGUGAUCGUGGGCUUGGUGACUGGUCUUGGAGUUGCGCUCCUGCAGUACCUCAUGGGAAGGAAGAGGCAAAAAGGUCUGCCACCAGGUCCCGUUGGCUUCCCCUUUAUCGGCUACCUUCCCUUCGUGCUUAAACACUGGGAUGUCGAAGCCCUCCGAAAGAAGUACGGUAACGUGUUCGGGCUCAAGAUCGGAAGCCGUUACGUGGUGUUCUUAUGCGACUUCGACUCAGUGAAGGAAGCCCUCACGCACAAUGGACUAUUGGACCGGCCGGAAGAGUUUCCACUGAAUAUCAGUGACACGAAAAGCCUGAUUACGCUCAACGGACCCGUGUGGAAAGAACAACGACGCUUCUUCCUGAGGACGUUCAAGCAGCUUGGAGCUGGCACGCCGGCAAUGGAGGCUCGGAUACAGAAGGAGCUGUCGUACCUCCUGCACGAGCUGAAAGCUCGCGAAGGGACGCCCGUUGUUCCUCCCGACCUGCUCACCACCAGCGUCUCAAACAUAAUGACCGAGCUGUUGACGGCCACGCGGUUCGGACACAAGCACCCCAAGCGUGCCCACAUCGACGAACUGGUGGACGCUAUCUUGGUGCUCUCCAUCCAGGUGACGGCCGUCAACUUAUUGCCAUGGCUACGCAGAUUCGUCUGCUACUUCAUGCUGGGAACAUACGGGAAGCUGAAACAAGUCUUCAUCAACAGGAAUAUCUUCAGCGAAUCGAGAAUAUCGAAAGUGGAGAAAAUGUACGAGGACGGCCGGGUGCGCAACUUCACAGACGCGUACAUCGUCGAGAUGAAACGGCCGGGAGAUAGAAACAGACUCUUCACACGAACACCGUUCGUGAAGCUGGCUGCUACCUACCGACUCUGCUGUUGCUAUCUGCAGCAGUGA